Messenger RNA from Vigna unguiculata (cowpea), 1409 nucleotides. RefSeq lists its product as uncharacterized. The record is from RefSeq and is a predicted model, not a curated record. Lineage: Eukaryota; Viridiplantae; Streptophyta; Magnoliopsida; Fabales; Fabaceae.
CAAAGAGUGGAAUGCGUGUUAGAUCUUGAAGACAGAAACGUGUCAUCAUGGGAAUGGACAACGUGGUACAUGUCAUAAAUGUUCCCAACACCUUUGAGAUUUCUUUUACUUUUCUAGUUUUAUGCAUACAUUAACCUUUCAACACAAUCACCAUUAUUCACGUCACAAAUCUCACAAAUCGCUUCCACUUGACGCCAUUCUAUUUUUUUCUCUUCCCACCCUUUCUUAUCUACUAUCUGCAUCUUCUUCUUGCCAUCACAAUUUCUAACGCGUUGAGCCAGCUAGAGUCUGAAAUGGAGAACGGUGAUCAGUUCCAGGGGAUUUCCAAUGCCAAAUACGAUUGUCUUUUAUUUGAUCUUGAUGAUACCCUUUAUCCAUUGAGUUCUGGAUUGGCUGAGCAAGUGAGGAAAAAUAUCCAGGAGUACAUGAUUCAAAAGCUUGGGAUACCAGAGGCUAAAGUUCCUGAAUUGUGCUUUUCUUUAUAUAAGACUUAUGGUACAACCAUGGCUGGUCUCAAGGCUAUUGGCUAUGACUUUAACUAUGAUGACUUUCAUAGCUUUGUUCAUGGUAGAUUGCCAUAUGAUAUACUGAAACCUGACCCUGUUCUGAGGGGAGUUUUGCUGAGCUUGCCUGUUAGAAAAAUUAUUUUUACGAACUCAGACGAGGCCCAUGCUAGUAGAGUGCUUCGCAGGCUUGGAUUGGAGGAUUGUUUUGAAAGAGUUAUAUGCUUUGAGACCCUGAAUUCCUCCAAUGAAGAUGGCAGUGAAUGUAAACCAAAUUCCACUGGGGUUUUUGAUUUUUAUGAAUACAUUCAUAGUCCUGAUUCUGAUGUAGUGCUUCCGAGGACCCCGGUUGUAUGCAAACCCUCUCAAGAUUCAUUUGAAAAGGUUUUCAGUAUGGCAGAUAUAGACCCUCGAAGGACAUUAUUCUUUGAUGACAGUCUCCGCAAUUUACAAUCGGGCAAAUCCGUAGACCUUCACACAGUCUUGGUGGGAAAUUCUGUUAGAACUACGGGAGUGGAUCAUGCCCUAGAGAGCAUCCAUAAUAUGAAGGAGGCAUUUCCAGAACUGUGGGAAAGCGAUGAGAAGCCUGAAAGUGUGGAGUGUUGUAGAAAGGUUUCGAUUGAGACAUCAGUAGUAGCUUAACUUACACUUCCAAGUUCUGAGAAUUUGUGGUCUCUGGUAUUGUACUGUGGUUUGAUGUUGAUUAAUGUUAUUGGAGAAUUUUAUAUAUUUAUUUCAAACAAUAGGCAAAGUUAGUAUGUUUUGAAGACAGACGAAAACUCCCAAGAGAACCAUGCUUCAAUUAUAAUCUGCGUGCAACCCUUAACGCCAAAAAUCCAUACAUUACAGAAAUGUGUGAUUAUUAUCCACACAGAAAUGCUAAUAAUAGACAAAUUCUUGCGAAUA